CCCUGGUUUAUGCAAGCUCUGAUUUAGAAGCUUCCACACAUGAGGGGUACAGUAUUUACUUCUGUUAAAAUGCAGUAUUUGCACUGCAUCGCACACGGGCCUACAGUAUCUCACAUGGUUGGGUUGAAGUUCCGAGUCACGAGAGCCGCGCUGCCACCUAAAUAAAUCCUGGUCCAGUCACACAGACCAACUCGGUGGUUUUUGCAGGGAGCCCACAGACCCACAUCAAUUACUGUACUCUUGUACACUGGCUUCCACUGGAAGGCUCUGCUUAUACAGCUGACAGUUUGGAAUUUCAGAUCUUUUUUUGUAAGAACCACAUGAGAAUGUCUCAAUAUGUAUUCAAUCAUAAUCAAAAGCUCAUCAUGCGGACACUGAGCGGUUACACUUUUUGGCCGAGUGUGUCAUUCCGGAAAGCAACUGAGGUUUACGUGACUUCGGAGCUAAAUGUGAUUGAAAAUCUAUUUGAAGGUUGAAUUAUUUCAUAUUUGAAUAUACUGUAGGUAGUAUCCAAUGUAUAUCUUCUUUCUUAAAACAUAUUUGCAUCAGGGCCGCAUAGUGACCGAGUGGACGUGGGGUUGCUCCGGACACUUCUUCCCACAUCCUAAAAAAAUUAAAUUUUUAAAAAUUUUAAAAUUUUUGACUGGUGACCAGUUCAGGGUUUACCCAACGUCUUGCCCAAAGUCAGCUGGGGUAGACUCCAGCUGAAAAUAGAAAAUAUAAUUAAAUGAAUCAAUACAACACCAUAAUCAUUAAAUUGUUCAAAUACUGUGAAAAAAAACAUACCUGUGGAUGUAAUAAACAUCGCAGCCUUUUCCAUGAGAUUUCAGGCGUCACAUGACAAAGCCUCAAGGGCUACAUCCUCUCAGGUUGUCAUGGGAACAGCGUAUCCCUGGGAUGCACCUCUGAUUAGCUGGGGCGCGGCUGAAAACAAACCCAGCCCUUCUUCCAAACUGUUAGAUAAUAUCAAAGACGGAAUCUGCACGCAAGAAAUUCUAAUAUAUUUGAAUAAAUAAUAAGAGUGCAACAUAUUCCUACCGGACAGGUAAAUAUUAAUAAUAAUAAAAUGUUGAAUAAAAUUCAAUGUAGUGGCUAAUAUAUGCACAUAUUACUAGAUUUCAAUACGUUUGGUGGCUGUUCUUGAUCAACAAAUGUCACAAGUUAUGUGUUUCAUUUCUGAGCUCACCUGCAGGAGGCGCUGUGUCCCGCAUCCAGCAGCAGCAAGGAGAGAUAUCCCUUUUUUUUUCUUUUCUCCUUCAGUGGCAUGAAUAACUGGAGAGAGAGCACAUCAAGAGCGGGGAAGUGGGGAGCGAGAGCGAGUGAGCGAGAGAUAGCAGCCAGAGUGACGGAUGAGAGAGCGUGGCACAACUUGUCUCUCAUGACUGCACCGUGGGUUGGUGGGGGGAAACCAGAGAGCAAGUGCACCAGAGUUUGAGGCAAAGCUUGCUGCCCGCACGCACACAAACACACACUCUCACACACAAAGCAGACACAUCAGCCUGGCUGCAGCACAACAAGUUCAGAGCCAAGACUGACCUUUCGGGAAGGUAUGUGCAGAAGUUUCCUCUGAGGAUCUCCUCCAGUGUUAUGGCUCCAUGAGAACCGAGUCACCUUGUCCUGUAGAGGAGCCGUUUCCCCUCUAGAAGUACUUGAAGCCUCAAAGGAGGAUGGAGAAGCUGUCAGGGAAGGACAAGGAGCUGAUACGGAGCAGCUGGGAGAGCCUGGGCAAGAACAAAGUUCCACAUGGCAUCAUCAUGUUUUCCAGGUUGUUUGAGCUGGAUCCAGCACUCCUCACUCUUUUCCACUACAAUACAAAUUGUGGCACCACACAGGACUGCCUCUCCAGUCCAGAGUUCCUGGAGCAUGUCACCAAGGUCAUGCUCGUGAUCGAUGCCGCCGUCAGUCACCUGGACGAUCUUCACUCUCUGGAAGACUUUCUUCUCAACCUGGGGAGGAAGCAUCAAGCCGUGGGGGUCAACCCACAGUCGUUUGCUGUGGUGGGGGAGUCUCUCCUCUACAUGCUACAGCGUAAUUUGGGCCAAGCCUACACGGCGUCCCUGAGCCAAGCAUGGCUCAACAUGUACGGCAUCGUGGUGGCCGCCAUGAGUCGGGGGUGGGCCAAGAACGGCGAGGACAAGGCCGACUGAGUUUGCUGAGCUGUCGCUGUCGUCUCACUCAUCGUGGUUGCCAUGGAACAAGGUUGUGUAACUUUGUGGCUUUUUCCGCUGCUGUACAUUUGCUGUACGUUAGUGGGGUUGCAUAGCAAAGGCGAAUGUACGGUGUGGUCACACUUCACCAAUGGCAGCGUUUUUUUCGUUUUUUUUUUUCUCUUUGCUGUGGAUGUUUAGCUAGCAGGGUCAACUCUAGCCUCGUUUGGACCUGAGCAAAACAAAAAGCAUCAAAGUUAACUUGUACAUAAGGCCUUUUCUUAUACUUUCUUCUGACCUUUUGUGAUAUUUUUUGAUGUGUUUUAAAAGCGUCGCACAAACACUCAAUAUUGAAUUUAGGCCUCACACGCUUCUCAAAGUGAGACGGGUUUGUGUGGCCCAAACGGGCAGCUCUGAGUCAAACUGUGACAAACAAAACAAUGUUUUAGGGACAAAGCAAUGUGUUUCUCUGUGUGAGGAAGAUUGAAUCACUUUACUCAUUACGGUGUUUCGUGUAUGUUAACAAACUCUAAAUGUGUUUUAAUGACAACAUGUUUCCAAUAGUCCCACGCUCACAAUAGCUACUGACAAGAACUGUUAUACACCGAUAGCUUUCUACAGCAAUCUCUGACUGUUAUGGCGCCCUCGUGCACCUUUUUUUUUUUUGUGACUCUCCUCUCAGUGGAGGUUGUGAUCUCAAUAGUCUUCAUCUGACUGUUAUAAAAACACGACUGUUAUAUAGGUGAAUGGCAUAGUGGAGUACUUACAUGUACUUUUACACUCAUAUUUGGUGUUACACUGUAGUCAUUUAGCUCAGUAAUGCUAUUGUUGCCACAAAUGUAAGAUUAGAGAGUCGAACACUUGUACAUGAACAACAGGAGGCAAACAUUUGUUUGGGAUUUUAACACCGACACCUCCUCCUAUACUGCUAUGGGAGACUCUUUCAUGUACAUGUAUGUAUUAUUACGAUUAUGAUUACGUUUCUUUCCAAUGCCACGUAUUUGAACAACAGUGUGCCAAGUACAGGUCUUUGAUUAUUACCAUACAACUGUAAAUCCAAGUUGCUGAUAUGUGGUUAUUAACGCUUUAUCCUAAGUUUACAUUUAAAUAAUUUAUUUUUAUAUUCUGAAAUAUAAAUAUAUAUAUAUAUGGUAACAUUAGGAGAAGUGUUUUACAGUACAUCCGCUUGAUUUACAAGAAGUUGUCAAUGUGCAAGGAAGAAUAGAAACACCUGAACAAUCUAAUAAUAUCCAAGAGCUGUAUUAAACAUGUCUUUACAAAGAUAAUUUUGGAUUGAUAUUAAUAUAACAAUAUCGUCAUUAUUGUGGUUCCAAUUUGCAGUGGCGUAGAGCUGCAUUGCACCGUACACGGAGGUGUCCAUUAUACCGUAUGUCGCCACUGUAAUGUAGCUAAAUAAGACACCUCUCAGUAUGAUGCAUUACAGUUGGACACCAAUGGAGACGAAAGCCAUAAUAAUAAACGACUAUUUAUUUUUAUGAAGGCAGAAACCCGGGAGUGUAUUCAAUCCCUGCAUUAUCAGUGUUUUUUUCCAGGUGUAACCGUUUAUUCGACUGGCUGUGUAGGUGGCGUAUUUAUAGUGUUUCAUUUCACAGCAUUGGUAUACUUCCCUAUGCAGGUUGUUUCCUUUUUUCGUUUUUU
Molecule: messenger RNA, 3806 nt
Organism: Doryrhamphus excisus (bluestripe pipefish)
Lineage: Eukaryota; Metazoa; Chordata; Actinopteri; Syngnathiformes; Syngnathidae
Source: RefSeq, a predicted model, not a curated record